Molecule: messenger RNA, 363 nt
Organism: Bipolaris maydis ATCC 48331
Lineage: Eukaryota; Fungi; Ascomycota; Dothideomycetes; Pleosporales; Pleosporaceae
Source: RefSeq, a predicted model, not a curated record
AACAGUCGAUCGCCCCCUCCACAAGCCGCAUUGCCCAGGACAACGUCGACUUUGAUGCCGACUUUUUGGGUACACUUUUCAUAGCACGUGCUUUAAGAUGAAUGGCCCUCUGCUCCCAUAGAUUUGACACGCUGUUCCCACGGUACACUACGUCUAGCAUUGCACAGCUAGCCACGCCUACGUACUUUUGCACCCACCACAUCGCUACCAUAUUUCACUUGAACCUUGACAUCGUCUACAUCACCACUCCUGCUUCCCUGCUCUCCAAACAUCACAACAAUACAAGGCAUUGUUUACAAACCACGCAGCUGCAUUGAGCUUCCCUGCCUACACGCCAUGGACGCGCCAGACAGUACCUACAGU